Molecule: messenger RNA, 1958 nt
Organism: Nelumbo nucifera (sacred lotus)
Lineage: Eukaryota; Viridiplantae; Streptophyta; Magnoliopsida; Proteales; Nelumbonaceae
Product: cytochrome P450 CYP72A616-like
Molecular function (GO): iron ion binding; heme binding; oxidoreductase activity, acting on paired donors, with incorporation or reduction of molecular oxygen
Source: RefSeq, a predicted model, not a curated record
UCUGCGUGUGUGUGUGUUUUGGGUUUAUAACUUCAUAUGGCGGAGCUUUUGAUUGUUGUAAUCCUGGCAUUCCCUGUUCUGAUACUGUCAUGGAUCUGGAGUGUGGUGUAUUCAAUUUGGUGGAAGCCCAUGAAGCUGGAGAGGAACCUGAGGGAGCAGGGCCUCAAGGGCCCACCACACAGACUGCUUUCUGGAAACCUGAAAGACGAGCUGAGGAUGAGGAAGGAAGCAUGGUCCAGGCCCAUGAACCUCUCUCACAAUAUUGUGCCCCGUGUUGUUCCCUUCACUCAUCAAACCAUCAAAACCUAUGGUAAGAUGUCAGUAACGUGGUUUGGGAGAACUCCCAGGGUAAAUAUUAUGCAUCCAGAACUAAUAAAGGAUAUUCUUUCUAACAAGUUUGGACACUUCGAGAAGCCCAAAUUAAAUCAACUCAUCAAAUUGUUAGCAAAUGGGCUUGCAAACUACGAGGGAGAAAAGUGGGCCAAACACCGAAGGAUCAUCAACCCUGCAUUCCAUAUAGAGAAGUUAAAGAGGAUGCUACCUGCAUUUUAUACAAGCUGUUCUGAGACGAUCACAAGAUGGGAGAAACUGGUUGCCUUGAAAGGUUGCUGUGAAUUGGAUGUAUGGCCUGAGUUCCAAAAUUUAACUGGAGAUGUUAUCUCUAGGACAGCAUUUGGUAGCAGCUAUGAUGAAGGCAGACGAAUAUUUCAACUUCAAAAUGAGCAAGCCAAACUUGUUGUCCAGGCUGCCCUAUCCAUAUAUAUACCAGGUUACAGCUUAUUACCAACAAAAAGGAACAAUAGGAUGAAAGAAAUUGACAGAGAAGUGAGAGGUCUAUUGAGAGGAAUCAUCAACAAGAGAGAGAAGGCUAUAAAGUUAGGGGAGGCCAGUCAAAAUGACUUACUAGGGUUACUUCUAGAAUCCAAUUUUAAGGAGAUUCAAGAACAUGACAAUGCAAAGAACCUUGGUAUGAACAUUGAUGAUGUGAUAGAGGAAUGCAAGCUAUUUUACUUUGCAGGACAAGAAACAACAGCAAAUUUGCUUGUGUGGACCAUGGUUGUGUUGAGUAUGCAUCCAGAGUGGCAAAUACGUUCAAGGGAAGAAGUCUUGCAAGCCUUUGGAAAAGACAAGCCAGAUUUUGAUGGGCUAAACCAUUUAAAAGUUGUAACCAUGAUUCUGUAUGAAGUUCUUAGAUUAUACCCACCAGCAGUUAUACUCACCAGGCAUACUUAUAAGAAGAUAAAACUAGGGGGUAUCUAUUUGCCUCCUGGAGUAGAAUUAUUGUUGCCCACAAUUCUCAUCCACCAUAGUAGAGAACUUUGGGGUGAAGAUGCACAAGAAUUCAAACCAGAGAGAUUUUCAUCGGGAGUUUCAAAGGCAACAAAGAAUCAAGUAUCAUUCUUCCCAUUUGGUUGGGGUCCUCGCAUAUGCAUAGGUCAGAACUUUGCCAUGACAGAAGCAAAGAUGGCAUUGGCCUUGAUCUUACAACAAUUUUCUUUUGAGCUAUCACCUUCCUAUGCUCAUGCCCCUUACACUAUCAUAACUCUUCAACCUCAAUAUGGUGCCCAAAUCAUCUUACAUAAACUAUGAUAUCUUUCACUGUAAUACAUACAUACAUAUAUUACAUAACUUUACCCCAUUUCGAAUCAUCUUAGGAGAGAUUCAGAAGAAAAAGAAUUGGUGUUUGGAUGAUUUUAAUCUAUCUUAUUUUUGCAACUUAAGAACUUCUCAAGAGUUAUAGUACCUUUUCUAAUCCAUAUAGCAUAUAGAGGAACACACACUUGCAUUCUUGUAUCCAAUGUUCUUAACUUGUCAUUGACCUGGCCAAUUGGAUGACUAGUGACCUAUUGGCCCCAGGUGGUUGAACUAUUCAGCCAUCUAAUCCGUUCAACGGGUUACUUAGAUUGUUGUAUUUAUUUGAUUCUUUUAUGAAUGGAGAGGAUGAACAUCUUUGAGAA